AUGGAACACGCUGGCAACACCUUAAUUUCUUGCAUGCCUUCGCAGAAAGAUUCUCUUGACACGCACCGAUGGAAGGGGACAUCCCCUAAGGCACCAAUGUCCUUGUCUCCUAUGACCCCCGGCCAUACUGCCUCCUCUCUCCUUCGACAAGAGGAUGUCAACAUGAAGACCCAAUUGGAGAACAUGUCCAUACAAGCAGCGUCGCAUCCAAUUUGUGCACCGGGAGACAUAUCAUAUAUGGUAACGCCCUCACUGCCUGUUCCAUGCCUGCUCCCCUCGUUCAUGCCACGGGCGACCUGUACUAGCGUUCCUACUUUACCGCCCACAAUCAUGUCUUCCACCAUAACUCCUACGUUUGGACCACUGCAGAUGUCGAACGCGCAAGGGAUGCCUGGUCCAAUCCCUCUUGACACAUCGCCUCUUUGUCCAUCGAUCACACCGGUGACACCUAUGAUGCAGCCUCCUUUCUCUGUGGGUCUCGUCUCGCCCUUUGACUUUGUGCACAUGGGGCCUGAAUCAACCUCUCUUAAACAUAGCGGUGCACCACCGGCCUCUUCUUUUAAACGCCGGCGUGGAAGACCGCGUAAAGAAUCUUUGCCUGAUCAUGAAGCCGCGAUCAAACGUGCGAUCAAAGCAGGAGAGCCAUUGCAGGAGGCAUUGCAAAUGACGAAGGGACCACCACUCAAGUCGCGUCUACGGCCGCCCAAGCAGCCGUUGACGUCCUGGCAAUUGUACUUUAUGGACGAAUUCGACAAGUUGAAAACUUGUUCCCAUCGUGAAUCUAUUAAUGUAGCGAAACUUUCAUCCGAAGCUGGCCAACGCUAUGCCAACUUGCCUGAUGACGUGAAGCAGGUCUACGUGCAGCGCGGUCAAGAAGCACGCGAAAAGUACGAAAAGGAUUUAGCAGCUUGGCACGCGCAAUUGACUCCUGAGGAUAUUCGAUUAGAAAACCAGUUUCGAGCCGCUCAGCGGCGCCUUGGCAAAUCACGACGUGGAAAUAUGCGAGAUCCUAACGCACCCAAGAGGCCGCCUCCUGCCUACUUUUUGUUUUUGCGUGCAGUUCGUACGAAUCCUGACAUGCGUAGCGAUGUCUUUCAUGAUGAGCGCGAUUCACUGAAGCAAAGUGCCUUGGCUUCUGCCAAAUGGCGCAGUAUGAGUCUCGAAGAGAAGCGACCUUUUUAUGAGCAGGCUGAAAGAGAGAAGGCAGAGUAUGUACGUCAGCGCCGAGAAUAUGAGGAAUCACAUAGCAAGUCUAAGGACGUCAUAUAG
Messenger RNA from Malassezia restricta, 1269 nucleotides. RefSeq names its product HMG (high mobility group) box protein. The record is from RefSeq and is a predicted model, not a curated record. Lineage: Eukaryota; Fungi; Basidiomycota; Malasseziomycetes; Malasseziales; Malasseziaceae. The transcript is spliced from 2 exons. The coding region runs from base 1 to 1269 and encodes 422 amino acids.